UUACCGCCAUCUCCAUCUUUUUAGCAGACGAAUAUUAAUCGCAGCCAUGACAACACUUAGAGAAGAUAAACUUCAUCAAAUGUGUUAUUGAACUCGAGAUUUCAUUAUCUUUGUUGGUGAAAAUGUGAACCUGUCCGUGUUCUUGGAGUGCUGUAUCAUUUAGCGAAGCUGACUACCAAGUCAGCCAUCUGUAGACUUGACAAUGGGAUGUGGAAAGAGUGUACCUGAGAAGGGACCAAGAAGAAAGAGUAGUACUGGAUUCCUGUUCAAUCGACAGAAAGUCAGCAUUCGUAUAGGAAAUGAAGUUAAAUUGCAUGAAAAUGCUCCGGAAAUAAUAUUUGUCUUUGGUGGUCCUGGAACAAAGAAGGGCAAGCUUGUGGAAGACCUCAUCCAGACCUUUGGAUUCCGUUUGAUAAAUUUAGAAAAACUCAUCCUGAAGGAGCUAGCCAAAGAUCCUGAUGAAGUUGGAGGAGCUGCAACAAGUGAAAUCAUUGACUAUGUGAAGGAGAGUCCAGAGAAAAUCACACUGAGAUGGGCUCUGAAUGAAAUCAAGAAGGAAGUGGAGGCUGACCGUCAGGGAAGCUAUGUGAUCGAUCUGAUGCCCAAUCUCAGGGGGCUUGUACGCAGUGCUGGACUUGUCAAAGACCCCACCUUCGAACUGAAGAACUUUGAGACAUCUUUUCCCAUAUCGUUUGCCAUCAACUUCUCCAUCCCCCUGGACAAGAUGGUGAAGAAGAAGAACGAACCUGAGUGUGUGAAGGCGCCUGAGGCGGAGAACAAGAAGGAAGGAGGCAACCAGGCAGGGAAAAGUGAUGAAGCCGACUCAGGCAGAACCAAGAGAAGAGCCACCCUGUUUGACAGUAGCGUGCGGCCAUUCGUGGACUACUUCCAGAAGUCUGGCCGCCUUGUCAACAUUGAUGUGUCAUGUGGGAUGCUGGAUCUGAUCUGGUCACGGAUGUGUGAGGUCUUCUUUGACUUACAAAUCACAAACUGUGCUAAUGCUGACACUGUCAUCAUCUUUGCUUUUGAUGAGAGCACCAUAGAAGAUAUAGAGCUGGGCCAGUACUGCAUUCACAGACUGAAUCUGAGAGAACAUAUUCAGGAUCCGCAGGAGCCUGCUGAGAAGAUACUCACGUCUAUAAGUCAUGUGAUUGAACAAUAUGACCCAACUGUGAAAGCUUUUGCUGUCAACCUUGAAGGGACAUCACUGGACAAGAAGAUGACUGUAGAGGGCAAGCGCCGUAUCAUGUUUGUUGAUGAGAACAACAUGAAGCUGGACUCGCACAUCAAGAUGCAGAUGAAAGGCAAACCAUGCGCGAAGAACUUCAAAGCCAUGUGUUCAUUGGAAAACCAAAUUUGCCUCUUCCCACAAGACACUGACCUGGAGCUCUGCAAGAACAUCUCUCUCUUCUUGGCCAAGUGCAGACUCAAUUCCUGAACUGCCGGAACGAUAACGUGAGGUGAGCUGUUGGAAGUACCACCGCUGCAGCCUCAUCCUGAUGUCAUUCCUUAAAUACUCACAAAGUCUGUAUACAUUGUUAACCUUUGCCAGUUGGAUUUUCUUUUAUGUUGUGAUUAACAGUUCUGUCUGGAAACGCCUUAAAAUAUUAUCGCCCUUUUCCCUAUCUUUAAAUAUUUAAUAAUAUGUGGUCAUAUGUGUAUUUUGACAGUAAGAAGUCCUGAUAUUAUUGGACAUACUACCACUACUUUUACACUGAACUCAUCUUUGAUUUAUUUGGAUCAUACUUGUCCAGAUAAUCAUUUUGUGAAACUGC
Molecule: messenger RNA, 1775 nt
Organism: Haliotis rubra (blacklip abalone)
Lineage: Eukaryota; Metazoa; Mollusca; Gastropoda; Lepetellida; Haliotidae
Exons: 9
Coding region: 203-1438 (411 amino acids)
Biological process (GO): nucleobase-containing compound metabolic process
Cellular component (GO): cytoplasm
Molecular function (GO): AMP kinase activity; ATP binding
Source: RefSeq, a predicted model, not a curated record